AUGAUAAAUGACUUUGAAACUCUAAAAAAAUAAAAAGCAGUGUCUGAGCAGAAUAGCAGAGCGAUUAGCUUGACAGUUAAUGAGUAUGUUAUCCUUCCACCACAACAAGCGGCGAGUUUUCCCUGUUCUGUUGCCAGCCUGAGGCGUUUCCUCAGCUCUUUAAUGCCCUGGUGGAGUCCUAUUACUAGGUUACCACCAUAGCAACUCAUUGUUUGGAGCGGGCACACUCUUAGCAAACUGUCUCAUCAAACUCUCAUACCCUGA
Tetrahymena thermophila SB210 is the source of this 264-nucleotide messenger RNA. RefSeq lists its product as hypothetical. The transcript has 2 exons. Lineage: Eukaryota; Ciliophora; Oligohymenophorea; Hymenostomatida; Tetrahymenidae. The record is from RefSeq and is a predicted model, not a curated record.